UGAUACAUGUAUGAAAUGUCUGCUUUCCUAGAUGAUCUUUAUCUUAAAGUGGGAGGUGAGCUCGUGUUGACGCCGGACAAGUCCACGGUGCCUGACUCCAUCAUAAGCGUCCUAUGGAAGCAUGGGAAGAACAAGGUGGCAGAGUGGGACCAGGGGUUUGGUGGUCUGGACAUCUAUGCCUCCUUCAAAGAGCGUACAACCCUGGACAAUACUACUGGAGAGCUGAGAAUCAGUGGAUUGAAGAACACAGACAGUGGAGUUUAUUCUGUGGAGUUCAACAGCAAACUGCUUGACAAAACAUAUAAACUAUCUGUUAUCAAGGCAGUCCCCAAACCCACCAUCACUUCUUCCUGUAACCCAGACAAAACCUCCUGCACUCUGACCUGUGAGGGCGACACCACUGAUGCUGAACCAGUCACCUACAGCUGGAAAAAGGGAGAGAGGGCGUGGGAGGACUUAGACAAACAGCUAAGUGUCUCUAAAUCAACCAAUGGUAUCAAGUACACCUGCAAGCUGAGUAAUGCUGUUAGUUCGCAAGUCAGUGAGCCAGUUGGAGAGGUGUUUGGUUCAGAGCAUUCCAGUAUCGGUGUUGUUGUUGCUUUGGUUGUCGUUGCCAUUGUAGCGUUUGCUGUCAUAAUAGGAUUUUUGGUGUGGAAGAAAAAGACAGGGGAUGCAGGCAACAAUCAGAAUACUGUUGCCCUGGAUACAGUUUACAGCGUUGUAGGAGAGAAGUCUUCUAGAGAUUACUCCAGGAAUCAGAAUAAUAACAAUCAGCCCAAUAACACGGGGAUUUCACUAACGGGGGAAGACAACGCAGACAAAACUGGAAAGGGGCAGGGGAAUGGAGGUGUGUAUAAAAAAUCUAAAGGCAGUGAUGUAGUCCAGCCAGAACAAGCAGCUGAAGCCAGCGGAUCCAACAGUCCUACAGUUCAGUCCAAGCUUGAGGCUGGUGGUCUUCCUUGUGGGGUAACUGAGGAGCAGAAACAUGGGGUUUGAAGGCUCUCAGUACAUGACUCCAUAUCUGUUACAUUGAGACAAACGACCAAGAAGAGAGAAACAUGUUUGAACUGUUGGAGAUGUUUUUAAUGAAAUGUACAUUUAAAAUGAAGGAAAACAACAGGUGAACGUUGCACAAAGUAACAUGCAUUCAAUCAGAUGAAGUACAGUGAGCUACAAAAGUAUUGUGUCAGUGAAAUAUUUUGUUGUUUUGGCUCUAUAUUACAGCACUUUGGGUUUGAAAUGAGAUCAUGACUAUAAGGUUAAAGUGCAGACUAUCAGCUUUAACCCGAUAUGGAUGAGAAUAACCUCAAAUUAAAGCUGACAGUUUGCACUUUAACCUCAGUUGUUGUAUCAUUUCAAAUCCAAAGUGCUGGAGUACAGAGCCAAAACAACCAGAAAAAGUGUCACUGUCCCAAUACUUUUGGAGCUCACUGUAUAAUGUGAUGAACAGUGUGCUUUAUGAACUUACAGUACUUCAGAAAUAUGAGGGCAAUAUUUGUAUCUCAGAACAUUUUGAUGAUGGACAAAAAAGUAUCUCAUACUUUGUGGUAAAUAGCUUUGUGGAUUCUUAUCCUUUCUCAGUAUUCAUGCCUCGUCUUUACAAAUCUCAAUCAAUUUGUGCAGGUUGUUUGAAGACAUAGUAUCAAUCACUUUGUGGUUGUAUGAUUCCUUUUCAGGUAUUUUCUCCAGAGCGCUUUAUGCCAACCCAAUGCACUUUCUGUUUUAAAUCGCAGCUUGUGAAUGUCUUAUCAUUUCAUAAUUGACUAAUUCUUAAAGCCUUCACUUGACUUAUGUCAAGUCAUUUGUACAGGUUGUUAUUGUUUUAAUUAUAAGAAGGAGAGCUCUGUAGUACUGAGAUGUAUUACUAAAACAUUUUAAUGCCUUAA
This is a messenger RNA of Oncorhynchus tshawytscha (Chinook salmon), 1886 nucleotides long. RefSeq names its product lymphocyte function-associated antigen 3-like. Bases 7 to 996 code for a protein of 329 amino acids. The record is from RefSeq and is a predicted model, not a curated record. NCBI's taxonomy places the organism in Eukaryota, Metazoa, Chordata, Actinopteri, Salmoniformes, Salmonidae. The transcript has 9 exons.